Molecule: messenger RNA, 5095 nt
Organism: Salvia hispanica
Lineage: Eukaryota; Viridiplantae; Streptophyta; Magnoliopsida; Lamiales; Lamiaceae
Source: RefSeq, a predicted model, not a curated record
AAGGAGAGUCUCAUGUUCAACAGAAUUCUCUUUAAGCUGUUACUGUACAGCACCUUUCUGAAACUGUAUGAUGCAGCAGAUACUCUUUUUCCUAAUGAAACCAUUGGUGUUGGGAAGACUUUGGUUUCCCAUAGCCAAGUAUUCGAGGUCGGGUUUUUCUCUCCCGGGAGCAGUUUCUUCUUAGGCAUGUGGUAUAAAAAAACACCCAAAGUUGUAGUUUGGGUUGCAAACAGAAACAAUCCCAUCACUGGUUCAGUUUCAGGAGUAGUCUUGAAAGUUUCUGAAUAUGGAAAUAUUUCUAUAAGCAGAGGCGGAGGCGUUAUCUGGUCGGGGAAUCCAUCAAUUGUCGGAUCAGAUCCAGUCUUAAAGCUCCUGGAUACCGGAAACCUGGUUGUAGUAGACUCGACAAAGCAAGGCUACAUAUGGCAGAGCUUUGACUAUCCAACUGAUAACUGGCUGCCAGGAAUCAAGUUGGUGGACGAUAGUGAUGGUGGUGUGGAGACGUAUUUGAGGUCAUGGAGAACUUCCGAGGAUCCUUCGCCUGGUGAGUUUGUUUACAGGAUUGAAAACCAGGGCUUGCCUCAGUUGGUUGUUUACAAACAGACCAAGAAGAUGUUUCGAACUGGAGGCUGGAACGGGCUUGGUUUCAGUGGCCUUCCACUCUUACCAAAUAACUCCAUCACAAGCUUUUCUUUCAGAGACGAGAGGUUGAUAUCUAUAUCAAGGCCGGUCACCAGCUCAAUUUUCUCAAGAACAACACUCGAGCCAUCAGGUUUGCUACAGAGGUACAACAUGAAUUCUAGAAUAGAUGCUUGGACGCAUGUCCAGACGUAUCCAAGAGAUAAGUGCGAUGCAUAUGGUAACUGUGGAGCAUAUGCGUUGUGCAGCACUGAGAAACCGCAGAUGUGUCAAUGUUUUAAAGGGUUCGCUCCCAAGUCGCAGAAUGAUUGGGACAUUCAAGAUUGGUCGGGCGGAUGCACUAGGACGAAACCACUGAAUUGCCCAAAUGGAGAUGAUGGUUUUCUAGAGGUUAGAAAGGUAAAGUACCCUGAUACGUUGAGGACUUGGCUGAAUCCUAGCAUGGGCCUCGAAGAAUGCAAGGCCGAGUGCUUGAAAAACUGCAGCUGCACUGCUUGUGCUAAUCCAUACAUUACUAAUGGAGGCAGUGGCUGUGUGAUGUGGUUUGGGGAUCUCAUUGAUAUCAGAGAAUUUCCUGAAGCAAACGAUAACCAAAACAUCUAUGUUCGUCUACCGGCCUCUGAGCUAGCAGGUUCUGCCACCAACGGAGAGGAAGAGACGGAAGAGGGAAAAAGGAGUGGUGCUAAAAAGCUUGUUGUAAUAUUUAUAACUGCUUCUGGAGUUGUAAUUCUUGCACUUUUAGGUGGAGGUGUGUUUUUUAUCGUCAGACGGAGAAGAGAAGCGUCAAAAAGUAACGAUGAAGAUAUAGAACUGAAAAUAUUCAAGCUGGAAACUAUUGUGGCUGCCACAAACAACUUCUCUUCAGAAAACAUGAUCGGAGAAGGAGGUUUUGGCCCCGUAUACAAGGGGAGUUUGUCUGCAGAAGGAGAAAUAGCUGUCAAGAGAUUGUCACGAACUUCACAACAAGGCAUUGAAGAGUUCAAGAAUGAAGUCAUCUUGAUCACUAAACUUCAACAUAGAAACCUCGUCAGGCUUCUGGGAUGCUGCAUUUGUAGAGAAGAAAGAAUGCUGAUUUAUGAAUACCUCCAGAAUAAAAGCCUGGAUCAUUUCAUUUUUGAUCAAAACCGAAGGAAGCUUGUGACAUGGGCUAUGCGUUUCGACAUAAUCAUGGGAAUUGCAAGGGGACUGCUAUACCUCCACCAGGACUCCAGACUAAAGAUUAUACACCGCGAUCUCAAAACAAGCAACAUCCUUCUCGACAAAGAUCUGAAUGCAAAAAUUUCCGAUUUUGGUUUAGCAAGAAUUUUGGGAGAGGGACAAUCUAUUGCUAGAACAAGACGAGUUGUUGGGACAUAUGGCUAUAUGGCUCCAGAAUACGCGAUUUAUGGGAAGUAUUCCGUGAAAUCCGAUGUGUUUGCACUAGGAGUGAUACUGUUAGAGAUUGUGAGCGGAAGGAAGAACCGAGGCUUUGGCCAAAGUGACGACGGCCAUAGCCUUUUGGGACAUGCAUGGUUCCUAUGGAGAGAGAACAAAAUAUGGGAGCUAAUGGAUAAAUGUUUGAGCAAUACUUUUAUCGAAUCUCAAGUGAAGAGAUGCAUACAUGUCGGACUAUUAUGCGUUCAAAAAUUUGCAGAAGAUAGGCCGGUCAUGUCAUCGGUGGUUUUCAUGUUAGGAAACGACGAAGCUAUUAUCCCCGAUCCUAAGGAACCUGGGUUUUUUCCUGAAGAGAGUUCGAGCUUCGACACAAGUGUGUGUCAAGAAUCAAGCACCAUCACUGAUAUUGAGGCCAGAUCCGAUUCUAAGAUGGUGCUAUUCUCUUUCACUACAAUCCUCUGCUCCAUGCUUCACUCUCUCCCCUUUCUUACUUUAACUGUUGGGGCAGUUUAUGAUCACAUACUUUUUCCAAAUCAAUCACUUGUUAUAGGCCACACUCUUGUUUCUCAAAACCAAGUUUUUGAAAUGGGUUUUUUCUCACCUGGCAAAUCCUCAAAUAGAUUCUUGGGAAUAUGGUACAAGACCACACCAGAUGUUGUAGCUUGGGUUGCAAACAGAAACCAUCCCAUCACUGCCCACCAAACACCAUAUUUUAUGAUAUCUGGAAAUGGAAGUCUUGUAAUAAACAGUGGCAAAAGCAUUAUCUGGUCAGCGAAUUCAUCAAGAGUAGCAACAAAUCCAGUUUUACAGCUGCUGGAUUCUGGAAACUUGGUUCUUCUAGACAACAUGGUGGAAGGCAGCUACCUAUGGCAGAGUUUUGAUCAUCCAACUGACACUUUAUUGCAGGGGAUGCAAUUAGUUGACGAUGCAGAUUCGGGGGUCGAGAAAUAUUUGACCUCAUGGAGAAAUGCCGAUGACCCUUCUCCCGGAGAUUACAUAUUGAGGAUCGAAAACAAGGGCUUGCCUGACGUUGUAGCGCUGAGAGGGGCAACGAAGAGAUAUCGGCUGGGACAGUGGAACGGUUUAUAUUUUGGUGGGGGUCCACGCUGUCCCAAUGCCAUGUACAAUGUUUCUGUAGUGUUCAGACAAGAGAGGAUGAUAUCCAUCUGGUACAAUGACAGCACGGCUGUCACAAGAAUAAUGCUGGAUCCAUCUGGUACAAUGACACGCCAUACGCUAAACGCCCAGAGAGACAAAUGGAAUCGUGCUUUCACGUUUCCUCAAGAUACAUGCGACGAAUAUGGUAUUUGUGGUCCUAAUGGAAUCUGCAAAUCCAGAACUGACAGCCCAAUUAGAUGUCAGUGUUUCAAGGGAUUUGCCCCUAAGUAUCAAAGUUAUUGGGACCUUCAGGAUUGGUCGGGUGGGUGCACUAGAAUUAAGCCAUUGAAUUGCCACGGUGAAGAUGGAUUUCUAGAGGUUGGAGGGGUGAAAUAUCCUGAGAUGUUGAGUUUUUGGUUGAACAUGACUGUGAGCCUUAGUGAGUGCAAAGCCGAGUGCUUGAAAAACUGUAAUUGCACUGCGUAUGCGAAUCCAUUCAUUACUAAUGGAGGAAGCAGCUGCUUGAUGUGGUUCAAUGAACUCAUCGACACCAAGGAACUUUCUGCCGCAGAUAGCAAGCAAAACAUUUAUAUCCGCGUGCCAAUUUCUGAACUAGAUUUGAGCACAGGUUUAGAGGACGAGAAGGAAAAUAAAAGGCCUAUGAAGUUAAUACUGAUAUCAAUGGCUUCUGGUGUUUUCAUCUCAGCCUUCAUCAAUGGAGGCAUACUUUUUAUGACAAAACUAAAGAGGCAAGUAAAAAGUAAAAAUGAGGACCUAGAAUUAACUGUGAUCAAAAUGGAGACUAUUGCGCAAGCAACAAAUAAUUUCUCAACGGAAAACAUGAUUGGGGUUGGAGGAUUUGGUCCUGUUUACAAGGGAAACAUGCCUUCUGGAGAAGAAAUCGCAGUCAAAAGAUUGUCGAGAUCCUCACACCAAGGUCUUGAAGAGUUCAGAAAUGAAGUUAUGGUGAUUGCAAAACUCCAACACAAAAACCUCGUCAAACUUUUAGGAUGUUAUGAAGAAGACGAAAGGAUGCUAAUAUAUGAAUACCUAGAGAAUAAAAGCCUCGAUCUUCUUGUUUUCGAUCCUGGCCGGAGAACACUUUUGACAUGGCCUAUGCGUUAUGACAUUAUUAUGGGCAUUGCAAGGGGACUGCUAUAUCUCCACCAUGAUUCCAGAUUAAAGAUCAUUCAUAGGGAUCUAAAAACGAGCAAUAUUUUGCUAGAUAGACAUUUAAAUCCGAAAAUUUCAGAUUUUGGGUUAGCAAGAAUUUUCGAAGAGGAUCAGGCUCUUGCUAGAACAAAAAGAGUUAUAGGGACAUUUGGAUACAUGGCUCCUGAAUAUGCAAUUGAUGGGAAAUACUCAGUGAAAUCUGACAUCUUUGGUCUCGGGGUGGUGUUGCUGGAGAUAAUUAGCGGAAAAAAGAACAGAGGAUAUGAAGACAGCAAUCACAAUCUUAACCUCUUGGGCCAUGCAUGGUUGCUUUGGAAAGAAAACAAGAGUAUGGAGUUGAUGGAUGGAUGUUUGAAGAAUACAGUUAGGGAGUGUGAAGUGAAGAGAUGCAUCCAAGUGGGGUUAUUAUGCGUUCAAAAAUUUGCAGAUGAUAGGCCAAUCAUGUCAUUAGUAGUGUCAAUGUUAGGAUCUAAUCUCGCAGUUUUGCCUGAACCAAAAGAGCCUGGAUUCUUUAUGCAAAGAAGUUCAAGUCCAGUGGGAAGUUAUACAUCACCAAGUGUUAAGUCAGAGAAUACAAUCACUAUUACAGACUUGGAGGCCAGAUGAGGAGACCCCCAGUGUGUUGGCUCUUUAUUUCUCUCUUUCUUUCUCUGUUUGAGGGGGAGAGAGAUUUCGGGCAACAAAGAAAUGUUUGAUUUUGAGAGUUUUUUAAAAUUAAAUAGGUUGGUGGACACAAAAUUUGAAAAAGUAAAUAGUACUAUUUACAGAACUUCCACAGUGUGGCCAGCCACAUUAUGGCCGCUCAGCAUUA